AUGUCUACCACCCAGACGACGCUUCACACUCCAGCUGUCGAUUGGCCAAGCGUUGGGCUUAGAGUCAACGACGGCCCCCUCCAGCCCUCGGAGGUCCUUCCUCUUCGACCUUCCUUUCCCAACGAACCCUUGGACGUUCUCCGGGAACGUUAUAACAAGGACGGCUACCUCCUCUUGAAGAACCUGCUCCCACGCGAUGACGUACUCCGGUGCCGCGAGGAAUACUUCAAACUGCUGUCGCCGACCGGCGUUCUCAAGCCGGGCACCGCUCCUGUCGAUGGCAUCUUCGACCCCUCCAAAGACAAGAACAUGUAUUUUGGUAUCGGCACAGCGGCCGUUCCCCGUAAGCCGGCGGACAACACUGCUGAAACUUUCACCGACCUGGCCAUCAAGGCGCACACGGAGCCGUGGUACACUGAAGGCCUCUGCAACCAUGCUGUCUUGAUGGAAUUCAUCAAGAAGUUCAGCGGGUGGGGUGACGAUACCCUUGCGCUUCGGAGGACUCUUUUGCGGAACAAUACUCCUGGCAACAAGGCGAUCGGUGUGCACUACGAUCAGAUCUUCCUGCGCCAUGGAGAGCCGACCGCCAUCACUGUUUGGGUUCCCAUCGGCGACAUCAGUCUCGAGGGCGGAGGGCUGAUCUACUUGGAAGAUGGAGACAGUGUCGGUGAAGACGUCGAAAACGAGUUCUCCAAGAGGGCAAAGCAGGCCGGGCUGACAGAAGAGGAGGCAAAGGACGCCUUCAACCGAAACAUGAUGACGUCCGGUUUUCUCGCAGACGGCCCUCUCGGGUUCGGACGUGAAGUCAAGAAACGCUGGUUUGUAUCCGCAUAUGAGGCUGGAGAUGUUACGCUGCACAAACCCCAUAUGAUCCACGCUUCAACCGUCAAUGAGGAUCCGCUGAAUCGGAUUCGCCUUGCAACAGACCUUCGAUUCGUAAACUCUGCCCGGCCCCAUGACAAGAGGUGGAUGGAACAUUUCUCACCCGACGAUGGGCUCUAA
This is a messenger RNA of Diplodia corticola, 1002 nucleotides long. RefSeq names its product phytanoyl-hydroxylase. The record is from RefSeq and is a predicted model, not a curated record. NCBI's taxonomy places the organism in Eukaryota, Fungi, Ascomycota, Dothideomycetes, Botryosphaeriales, Botryosphaeriaceae. Bases 1 to 1002 code for a protein of 333 amino acids. The transcript is spliced from 4 exons.